CCGGCCCCCGGCCUAGAUGGAGGUGGAUGGUGGAGGUUUGCAGUGGUGCUAGUGAGAGUGACGUCGAUCGCCGCUACACACAAAUAAUCCGCACCGACACACAACGCCAAAGACCGGACGGGCUUUUGCUAAUUUAUACCGAGGAAUCGGCAACAAAAUCGGGCGCCGCGUCCACGACGAUGACACCCGAGUGACUGACAGAAGUGCACCCCUUCCGAAUCGGUUCGCGAAUUACAAUGUGGUGCUUCUGAGCGGCAAGAGAGAAAAAACAAAUUCGCCAUGAAGUCGACGUUGAGCAAAUACUUCAUGUGGAGCCUCGUCUGGAUUCACGUGUGUCUGCAGUUCUCUGUCGCGAUCGCGGCAGCGGUUUUCACCGACAACUCGGUGGACCACGAGGGUGCGUCGAGCAACCCGAUGCUGCACCAGCACGUCAAGAGGUUUAGCGGAUUAUACACAGGGCCCUACUUCGACACGUCCAUAGCCACCAACAUCACAGCUCAGCUCGGCACCCACGCGUUUCUUCCCUGCAAAGUCAAGCAGCUAGGCAAUAAGUCGGUAUCGUGGAUACGACGGCGAGACGCGCACAUUUUGGCCGUGGACCGGUACACGUUUAUCGCUGAUGAGCGUUUCCAGGCGUUCCACGUCGAGUCGACGGACACGUGGACCCUGCAAAUCAAGUACGUGCAGGGUCGCGACGCCGGGAUGUACGAGUGUCAAAUCAGCACCGAGCCCAAAAUGAGCCACUUCAUCACCCUCAACGUCGUAGUGCCCAAGAUCGAGAUCAUGGGCGAGACGGACAUCUACGUCAAAACGGGCAGCACGGUGAAUCUCAAAUGUGUCAUCACGCAGAGUCUGGAGGAGCCUGCCUACAUCUUCUGGUACCACGACAACGAGAGAGUUCUCAAUUACGACAAGACACAAAAGGAGAUCAAGGUGGAGAGGGUCGACAAGGACACCACCAUCGGCACCCUCAUCAUCUACAGCGGCCGUCGCGAGGACUCGGGCAACUACACCUGCGCCCCAUCCAACCUCGACUCGGCCAGCGUCUUGCUCCACGUCCUUAAUGGCGAGCACCCGGCCGCGAUGCAGCGGGGCAAGAACAGCGCCGCGCCGUGCUCGUGGAGUCACCUGUCGGCAGGCCUGGUGCUCUUCGCCUGCUGUUCAACCCCCAGGGCCGCCCUGGCUACCCUGCUGGCGCUCGGGGUGGCCGGACACUUUUUGGGCUGGGCGGGCACAUAAUUGGCGGCGCCCGCCUCGGCUGCGACACUCAUUGAACGGCCUGCCUGAGGAUUCAUCACCCCCACCAUCAAAAAAACACUCAAGGACUGAAGGAACAAAUGAACUCACACCCCCGAACCACCCCCUCGAUUGGCACACUCGAAAAUAAUCGGAACCCCGGAAGAGAGUCGCCGGCGGCGUUCGGUGCUCGCCGGCGGCCCCCCUGUGAAAUUUAUCCAGAGAAAUGAUAUGAUAAUUUCGCUCUUUAUACAUAUGUAUUUCACUCUCUGCAGAAUCCUCAGCACAAUCAACGAGUAAACAACUUGUAUUCAUGCAUGUUUGUGUGUGUAUAAAAAUGGGUGGGAGCUGCAAAUAUUAAAAAAACAGACUUGAUUCGUUGGUGUACACACGGUAUGAAUGGCGCGCGACGAGUGCAAAUUUUACGACUGUCCACAUUGCCAUUUUGUAAUUAAAGAAGCAACAACAGCAAAAAAGUAAAGAACGAGACGAGUUGUUUCCUCGCGUCGUUUCUCACAUUCAUCAUUCGGGAGUGAAAAGGGCAAUUCUGUAAUUACGAUGAAAUAGAAACACGAACACUCACAAACACACACGCGGAAAAGUAUGAUGUGUAGAUUGUAGGAACAGCAG
Molecule: messenger RNA, 1866 nt
Organism: Neocloeon triangulifer
Lineage: Eukaryota; Metazoa; Arthropoda; Insecta; Ephemeroptera; Baetidae
Product: lachesin-like
Exons: 5
Coding region: 280-1239 (319 amino acids)
Biological process (GO): synapse organization
Cellular component (GO): neuron projection membrane
Source: RefSeq, a predicted model, not a curated record